AUGAUUACGGAAUAUCUUUAUGCAGUUCGCUGGCCAACUUAUAUUUGGUAUGGAAUGUCAAUUAUUAGUGUACCAAUUUAUCUGAUAGUUGUCAUUUGUCUUGUGAAACUUCGUCGAGUACAAAAAAAUUAUAACACAACAUUCUAUACAUUAUUGCUACAACAUGUCAGUUUUUUAUAUUUCAAAGAUUUCAAAAUAAUUCUUUCAGAGUAUAGCCGAUCUUUUCACCAUGUUUUUCUAUUUUGUUUUAAUGUCACUUCGAGAGGUUCAGAUAAUUCGUCAAUUUUAUUUUGAUUACCAAGAAUAUUACAUUGCCCCAGCUACUUAUACUACAACUUAUUUAUUUAUUUAUAUACGAUGUUUUGGUAUCAUACUUCUUACAUUUCAGCGUUUUGUGAUAAUAACAGCUUCAUCGUCGGAUUUCGCUCAUGUAAGUUAAACAAAUGAAUAGGACAGUGUUUUGAUACUAUAACCUUUCUUCAGUUUGAAUUUUAAAAGAUUUUUAGGCAAUUCAAGAAGCUAGUACGUGGAAAAUUGUUCUGGUAUAUUGGUCUGUGCCAUGUUUAGUCAGUCUAGUGGCUUUAAAACAUAUAGAAAUAAGAUUUGAUAGUCCGAUUGAAAUGAAUCUCAUUAUUGAUAAAUCGACGAUAAUGGUGAAUUUUUUAAAGUGUUAACUUGUCGAAACUGUUAUAUUUGUAGAAAAAUACAGUGAUGGGAUUAUGUGUUACAAGUUUUACAUUUUUCACGUGUACCGCGGUUUAUAUUUUGAUUGCUCAUUCAAUAAGAAAAAAAUUAUCAAGUUCACCAAACAGUCGAUCUCUUCGAAGAGAAACUCUUGUUGCUCUUCAAAUAUUCAUUUUGCUUGUCGCAUUCUUCGGAGUAUUUCUAUAUUGUGGGUUUUUGAAUUAUUUUUCAAUGAAUCGAGAAGAAUUUGGUUAUGGCCCGGUUUAUUUCAUGCGAUCUAUUUAUCCGGUUGCCAGUGGAAUGCUUUCAUAUGUCAACCCAUUUUGUAUUUUAUUUUUAAACAAAGAAUUCUCCACGCAAGUUCGAAGAAUGAUAACUUGCAAAGAACUUGUUGUAGUAAGCGAAACUAACAAGAAAAAAUAAACUUGAAUGAUAUUUGCAGACAAAAACAUCAACAACUUUAUCAAUUGCUAAUCGAGGAUUAACAAAUGUAGCUACUUAUUAA
Molecule: messenger RNA, 1189 nt
Organism: Caenorhabditis angaria
Lineage: Eukaryota; Metazoa; Nematoda; Chromadorea; Rhabditida; Rhabditidae
Source: the annotation of a GenBank genome assembly